This is a messenger RNA of Adineta ricciae, 324 nucleotides long. The record is from the annotation of a GenBank genome assembly. Lineage: Eukaryota; Metazoa; Rotifera; Eurotatoria; Adinetida; Adinetidae.
AUGCCACAUCGUGUAGGUGGAAGUAGCAUGCGUUGUUUAUCUUCUUCUCGAGCUCCAUGUCCAACCCAUGCCGUAGUCGCACCGCAACCAGCUAUUUCAGCUCCAGUCGGACGUCAACCUGGUCUAUUUGCAAUAGCCGAUGGCUAUCAUAAUCAUGAUCAACCAGCUGCUGUUACACAAACAACGACUGGUCCGACAUCUCAACCGUUUUAUCAAGAUUCGUCGGAAAGAUAUGGCACAGAUCGAUGUAACUUAUAUCAAAAGGAUGUUAUGAAAUGCUUCGAUGAAGCAGACGGAGAUUCCAAGCGAUGUCAAGGCUUUUGA